UUUUUUGCACCUAUCCCAGUUGUUACAUCCACCCUAUACUAUGAAAACUAUCAGCCUUGCGACGCUCAUCCUCGGUGCAUCGGCAGUGCACCACCAGGCUACAUCGCUGAAAAAGACAUCGGAUAGCGCCAGGAUCGAGCCCCUGAGUACCGAUCAGUCGGUUUUCAGUCCGUUGGACGUGGACGACAGUCGUGAGUUUCCUUUCCUAUCCUUAUCUGAUCCACGUUUUCUCCAAACGAGGGUUCGAAGACUGUUUAUAAUUGAUCUGACAUGUUCAGGCUGCUAUGUGUGCUCCUCGCCUUGUUCGGGUGCUGUGUGCUGCCAUGGGGCUUUUCCGCAAUGUUGCACUGAUGGCGCGUAUUGCUAUUGCUGUGGGGAUUAGUUUGGGACUGGGUUGGGGGAUUAUCUAUUUUUGAUGGUUAUUUGUUUGUUCCACUGCUGAGAUGUUGCAGUUCUGUUACUUUUUUUAUUUACUCUCUGCUAGUUUCAAGUUGGUUAUAUAGAAUGAUUUACAAACCAUAUGGUAUACACACUGACCGUCACUUGUAUCCCCACACUAUACCCAGGAGCUCUGUGAAUGAUUGGAUAGUGC
This is a messenger RNA of Aspergillus campestris IBT 28561, 592 nucleotides long. RefSeq lists its product as uncharacterized. The coding region runs from base 41 to 382 and encodes 113 amino acids. The record is from RefSeq and is a predicted model, not a curated record. The transcript is spliced from 2 exons. Lineage: Eukaryota; Fungi; Ascomycota; Eurotiomycetes; Eurotiales; Aspergillaceae.